GCACUAUUCUCGUGUCGUCCACAAGAGGGCAGCACUGAAAAAUUCCUUUCGAAAUGGCUGCCGCUGUCUUGGAUACUCCAACAAAACGAAGGAGCCUGCCACCAUUGAAUACAAGCGAAGCAGAAACAGCAUCACCUAAGAAGACUAAAAAGAAAAAGAAAAAUGGAGAAGGAGUAGAUGCUAGUGACUCCCAGCUUUCCAAUGUGAGUAAGCUGAGAGGUACUGUGUCAGAGAGCACAGAAGUCAGAGGUCAUACUACAACAGCCAGUACUGAAGACAUAGCAAAUGUAGGGAAUGGAAGCAAGAGGAAGAAAAAGAAGCGUAAACCACCGGAUGCACCAGAUGGCAAUGCUGAUGAAGGCGAUAUAUCGGGCCAAGCUCCAGCAAUUGAGAACCUGAAAGCUUCCCCAGGUGCUGCGAGGAGGAAAAGAGAAGGUAGAAAAUCCCACAUCCCUCGAUCUGUGAGUGAUGAAAUAGCAACAGAAUCCAACGGCAAUGCAAAACAGAAAGCAAAGAGACCAAGAUCAAAGUUUAUACCAGAUGACAGUGCUGAUGGUGAAGAAGAGAGCGCCAAAACACCUCAGAACCGACCUCCAACAGGCAAAGCUAAAACCAAGAAGAAGAAAGCCAAACCGAUUACGUCUGGUGAUGAGAACUAUCAUGCUGAUGGUGAAGACUUGUUAUUUUCAGCUGAUGAUGUAGUAACCGGAGAGGUUCAAGUAGAGACAGCCCGUCAACCACCGGCCUCUCAAGUCGCUGUGCUUCCAAGUCAACCAGUCAAUAAACUCUUUAUGGAAAGGAAAGGUGGUUUUGCAAGCGAAGACAAGAAGCGUUUGAUCAAAAGGAGAGAUCGCGAGAGAAGAUUGCAGCAAGAGGCACCGGAAGAAAUCAAAUUUACUACAACUCAGUGUGCAUUGUCUACCCAUCGUAAGUUCCUCACAUUCACACUCCUAUGCCACGGAGUGUUAGCUGGGUAUUCAUUGUGGCAGUGCGUAGUGGUCUUCGUAUUAGCUUCAGAAUUACAAGGUUCUGGGAAGGAUGGUCAGACACAGUUCUUAGAACAAUACAGCAGAUUAGCUCAACCCGCUUCCUCAGUUUACUACUUCUUGCUUGCCCUCUGUACAGUGUCUGUGUUUGAUAGAUUUGAUAUAGCAAGACCAGACAGACAGUUUUUUAGAGGUCUCCUCACAUUCCAGUCUGGAGCCAUUUCUAUUCUAGUUUAUUUAAUUUCGUUGAUAUUCUCAACAAGCAUAGCUGCAAUAGACGACAGGAUAAGCCUAUUUUUGAAGUCUGAUCCUCCAUAUUGUGAACCUAAUUGCCCAGAGGAUGGUAGUCUUUGGGAUGAUGAUGAAGCUACCUCGAGACUGAACAUCUGGCGUAUUAUCAACCUGAUACGGGCUAUUGGUGCCAUCCUGGGUUGGACUAUCAUAGCUAUUACACCAACAACAGAUUAUACUUCAGAUCAUUUACACGAUGCAGAUGUACCUUUAUGGGAAGAACAACAAGACACAGAACUAGGGAAUGUGACAUCACAAGCAUGACAGAUAUAUUUAUGGCAGUUUAGAUCCUUGAAAGAUACAUAUAAAUGAAGGUCAAUGAGCAUUUCUUUGAAUACCUAGAUGUUUGGCUUCUUGCGUUCCAGGGCAGCUUCUCUUCCUAUAUAUUGGAUUUCAUUGUUAGCGUGCCUAUUGGCUAUCAAUACGGUGUGUAUUAAACAGGGUUUGAAAAAAUUAGUAAUCUUCUAAAACCGGACACUUGUACACUAGGACUGGGAGUAAACAUCGAUUGAUCGAAUGGUUCGAAUGGCUUGCCGCCGAUCGCUAAUCAAUUAGCAAAAUUUGCACUGCACGAAUGUUCGGCAGAUCCCGAUUAUGACGUUGGGAUAACUCGAAUACCCAAAUAAUAGUAACAAAAUGACAAAAUAACAAUGAUAACGGUUUUUUAAUACUUGAUACAGGUUUAAAAAUGAUGUUACCAAGGUAAUUUGUCAAAAAUGAACAAUGAAUGUAUCACAUUCACAGUUAAACGACCUGAAAGAGCUCCGAAAAUGUUAAUUCCACCCGGCCUUGCCCUCGAUACAAUAUAUAAGUCAUCUGCGUGCUCAAAACAGAAAGUAAACCCACAACUACUUGUAGCUCACUUGAGCUUAUUGGACCUUGAUAGCCAAUGAAACCUUUUGGGAAACAAAGAAGAUUAUGAAGAAGAAGCCACAUGCGUUCCCUUUUCAGGAAAUAGAUUGACCCCUCCCCAUCUGUGUGUGUGUGUGUGAAGGAGAGAGAGAGAGAAAGAUAGGGGGUGGGAGCCGGAGAAAUCCUUCUAUGUUUCAAAACAAUGCAACCUUUUUUAUACCCCCCCUCACACAAUCAAAACAACAUUCCAACACGCGCCCGCCACCAUCACCAGUACUUUCUCGACUAGUCUCCUAAAAAUAGACCCAGUUCUACAUGUAGGUUAAAAUGAUAAAUAUUUGUAAUUUUGAAAGGUAUUUCAAAUGAAAAAUGUUUUUGAAAUGCAUGUCAAGUGGGGGUGGGGACAUGGUGUGGGCAAAGGAUGAAAUUUUUCAAGAAGUGAAAUGCACCACCUGCGUGUCAGUCUAAAAAAAUACUUCAUGAAUGAGUUGUUUACUAAGACGUCUUUGGACUUGGGACUCAGCUGCGGGAGGUCACCAUAAAGUAGGUCAACUAUUAUGACUUAAAAGACGUGAUUCCCGACGAACAAUCGAAUCAUUCAAUUGUUUUUUCAGGAAAUAUUGAAUGGUAAAAAUGACAUUCGUCCCAGGCCUUGACUAUUGUACACAAUGAUCAUUUAAAGCAUUGGCCAUUAGAGUAUGAAAUACUUGGCAAUUUUAUGUACAGUACGAUUAUAGUAUUCCUUGUGAUCAAACAAUUUUAGUUCAAAUCUCAGUCAUGUUUUUUUUUUCUUAUACUGCGAAAAGAAGAAAAAAUGCUGACAAGUGUUCGGUUUCAUUAGAUGUGGUUAUAUAAUCUUAAUCAGGAGAUAUCUCAGGAGUAUAUAUGUGUAUAUGGAAUUCGCCUUAUCUUCCCAUUGGCUGUUGUAUCAAAUCUUUCAAUGUCCUUGGCCAAUAGUGUGUCAGUUCAGAUACAAAUUUGCCUAUGUUAUUAUUAUUAUUACCUGUUAACAUUGUACUUUCUUCAAAAACAAAAUGCAGUACAAAUCCAGUUCGUUAUUUCCCCCUGUUCCUAAGAUGUCUCGUUUUCAGUACUAAUUGAGAAGUAAGGUUUUUCUGAUGUCUCCCAGACAGAAAUGGCCUACUUAUUUAUUAUUUUUUUAAAGUGCUUGGGGAAAAAUUGAAUACUUAAAUUUGAAUAUUUUGAAAUUUGUAUACAUUGAUUAAAUUUUCUAUGAGAGGCAUAUGAUUUCUCAAAUGUUGAACCUUCCACAGUACUUAUGUUUCUGUAUUCAGAGCUUAUUCAAAUCACCUUGAUACAGAUCAGUUCUCUGAUCUCCCAACGUUAUGUGCUAAUACUGCCGUCCUUAAAAACAAUGAGUUAUUGAAUUUGAAUUUGAGAUGAUGCACACAAAACAGUUACCAGUUGCAGUAUCCUGUUACAGUCAUUUGUUUGUUUACCUCACAAUUAUUGUAGAAUUUUUUUUUAUUAAUGAUCCUACUUUCCAUACAUAUCAUUUAUGGCAUCGUACAUGUAUUUUACAUAUACCAUAUAAUAUAGUGAACCUUAUACGGUACUUAAUAAAUUAUGAAGUGCUCCACAGCUGUGAAGCUUAACGGUAACACUAAUAGAGGACUUGACUGCACGAUCACAAGACCCAUACAUAUUUUACCUUAUUUGGUUGCACUCUGAUAUGAGUUUUAUGUACACCGAUAUAUUUAACAUUUAUUAAGCCUUUUAACAGGCUUUAACAGUAACUGAUCAAAUUGAUUUGUUGAAGUACAUACAUUUUAUUAUUAGAAGUUCUGUACAUAGUGUCAAUUAUUUAUCUGAAAUAUCAUGUAUAUAUCUUAUUUAUAUUAAAUAACAAUUGAUUUAUUUCAA
Molecule: messenger RNA, 4013 nt
Organism: Lytechinus pictus (painted urchin)
Lineage: Eukaryota; Metazoa; Echinodermata; Echinoidea; Temnopleuroida; Toxopneustidae
Product: transmembrane protein 237-like
Exons: 17
Coding region: 54-1541 (495 amino acids)
Biological process (GO): cilium assembly
Cellular component (GO): ciliary transition zone
Source: RefSeq, a predicted model, not a curated record